AUGGAGGUUGGCAGCAUUGCCGAAGCGCUGAAGCAGAACGUUGACGGCAUCACGAGAAUCCCUUCUGAUCGGUUUGAUCUUGGCAACCUCCCUGCUGAUGUGCCUCAGAUGGGAGGAUUUUUGGAUUCACAUCCAGGCUAUGUGGACCGCGAAGCGUUCAAGCUGAACCCAACUCAGGUGAAAAGCCAAGAUCCACAGCAGUUCUUGGCGUUGGAGUCUGCCUUUGAAGCAUGCAAUUCGGCAGGCUUCUUCAAGCACAAGGAGCGCAUGACAGAGGUUGCUGUCUUUGUUGGUGCAAUGAACUUGGACAGCAACUUGAUGUGGAACAUGGAAGCCUGCAAUGGGUACACAGCUGCUGGCAACGCAUCGAGCAUGAUCAAUGGUGCUGUGUCCUUUGCCUUUGACUUUCGAGGGGCGUCUGAAUGCAUCGACACUGCCUGCGCAUCUGGCUUAUCUGCCUUGGCCUCUGCAGAGUCCGAAGUGCAGAAGGGUGCGGAGGGAGCCAUAGCCAUUGGAGUGAAUGCCAUCUUGAGUUGGAAGAUUCCUUUUGCAUUGAACAAAGCUCGGAUGAUCAGUGAUCGGUGCAUGAGUUUCCAUCAAGAUGGGAAGGGCUAUGGUCGGGGAGAGGGAGUCGCUGCUGUUGCCCUGACAAUGUCCGCAGGUUGCAGUGUCCCGUACGCGCAACUCCUCAACAUCUGCCGAAACAACGAUGGCCGGUCAACAGACACCAUCACGAAGCCCUCUCCAGACCAGCAGCUGAGCUGCAUGAAAAAGGCUUGGCAGGGCCGGGCGGCUGUGUGCCAGGCCGUUGAAUGCCAUGGCACAGGUACUCCAAUUGGUGAUCCCAUUGAAGUUCAGAGCGUCGGCAGGAUGUUUGGACAGCCCAAUGGGUCAGGAGUUGCAAUUGGAGCGAUCAAGUCCAACAUCAACCACACCGAAUCCGCUGCGGGACUUGCUGGUUUGAUCAAGGCUGUUCAUGUCGUGCAGUUGUCUGGCAUGUUUCCACAUGGAGCUGGCUUCUGGAGCCCCAAGAAGUCCAUUAACUUGGAGACCGGUGGAAAAGGUUUGAUCCUUUCAACGGAGUUCCAAGCACUGCAGAUCCAGGGCGUAGGGGUCAACUCCUUUGGCUUCUCCGGUACCAACGUGCACGCGGCAUUGAUUCCACCAGCCCAGCUUGAAGACGACGCAGGACCCUCGCCUUUCUCAAGACAUGUUCGGACGCCGAUUGUGGUGCCAAUUUCAUCUCACAGCCCGGGCUCUUUGAGAGUGUCGAUGGAUGACUUGUGCAAGGAAUUGGAGACAGACUUCAGUGACGCAAAGCUCUACCAGGUGGCUCGGCAAAGUGCUUACCGAGAGGUUCGCGCCUGUCGAAAGGCCUUCCUAGACCAGACCCGCGACGCGCUGGCGAACAGCUUGAAGACCAGCGUGGAUGGGGCAGAAGAACCGGAAGCUUCAACAACCAAGCCCAAGAGAUUGGUGCUAGUUGUGCCUGGCAAUGGAUGUCAAGUGCCAAAGAUGCUGUCGAAGACACUGGAAGCGUUCCCCAUCGCAGAACAAAAGUUCCAGGAGCUAAAGGAAGCUCUCAGCGGGCAGGACCUGGAGCUAGAUGCCUUGCUGUCUGCAGAAAAGCUUCCGGAAUCCGUUUUGGAGCAACAAAUCAUGCUCUUCGCGUUCUCGAUGGUUCUAUCGGACCUUUUGCAGGGUCUAGGUCUUCAGAUUCAUGCAGUUGUGGGGCACAGUGCUGGGGAGCUGCCCUGUGCAUACCUGGCUGGCGCCCUGACUUUGCAGGAUGCAGUUAACCUUUUGUUGGCAAAGGUGGAUGGCAACGUGCGGCCAGAUGGAGGCAUGGCAGUGGUGCGAGAGAUGGCCGUGGCAGACGUUGAGGGAAUCCUCAAGAAGUUCAACCAAAACAUGAUGGUCGACUCCGCCAAAAUUCACAUCGCUGCUCAAAACAGCGACCGUUGUUGCACCCUCACCGGCCCGAAGGAUUCGAUGCGCCAGCUGAAGCCCCAGUUUCAGGAGAGGUGGAUGGACCUGGAGAAGGUUCCUGCUGCAUACCAUCACCCAGAGCUGUGUAAGCCUGCGGCAGAGUCCUUCAAGCAGAAGUUCAAGCCAGCCCAAAGCUCUCCGCCUUGUGAGCAUACAGCUUCACAGACUUUCCCAAAGUUCUUUUCCACUGUGGAGGGAUGCGAGCUUGAGCUUCGCAAGUUGGGUCUGGAGUAUUGGACGAAGCACACUUUGGAGAGGGUCAGGUUCUCACAGGCCAUUGAUGCAAUUUUGGGAGAUCAAGGUGAGGGAGAGCUACUCUUCUUGGAGCUGAAGAAGCAGAACGGCAGCCACAUCAUGCACCAAGCUCGCCAAGCGGGUAAGAACGUGACGGUCUUGCCUCUCACCGGGAGAGAUGCUGGGCAGGAGGAGGUGCUUGACAUCAUGAAAGCUCUUGCCAAGCUUUGGGAGCAAGGUCUUGAUGUCGAUUGGAACAAGCUUUGCUACGCAAGCGCAUCGAAGGCUCCAACGGAUCCUUUACUCCAGCAUCUACCAUCGCCAGGCUUCGUCCGAGCGCCGGCCUGGAUUGAGAUGCCCCUGGGCGUGUCCACGGAAUCCAGCACUCAGUCAGCCACCCUGAGCAGUGAACUGACUGAGUCAGUCGGUCAGUCCGAUGCCGGCGGGGAAUCGCUUGAGACGCGGUCGUUGGUGGAAUCACUUAGGGAAUUCUCUUUGGACAAGAACGAGCAUCCCAUUUUAGCCCAGCACAUGAGAAGCGGGAGGCCUUUGGUCCCAGGUGCUUUGCUCCUGGACACGGUGCUGCAGGAGUCCUCGUGGCGGUGCCUGGAGGAUGUGAGGUUCCAGAAUCCAUGCCGUGGGGACCAGUCCAUCGCUUUGCGUAUCUUGGAGGAUGGACACUUCAACAUCAAGACGGCCGAUGGAUCCAUUCACUAUACCGAGGGCUUUGGCAGAGAAACCGACAGCCCCAACCCUGACUGGUCUCAUCGCCUACGCGACUUGAAAGACUGUCAGGGAAGCCGCCUUGGACAAUGGUUUGGUGGGACGAAAACGUUGCCUCUUUCAAGCAUCGUGAAUCUCCUUGGCAAGGGUGGCUUGACCUAUGGCCCUGACCUGAAGGUUGCUGGCGAUCUUCGCAUCAAGGACAAGGGCCCGAAGGCUUCCUGCUUGGGCUUUUGCGAGGUCACCUGCCACGCUUUGCGCUCUGGCGGCAGUGGCGGAGCCGCGAUCUUGGAUCAAGCGUUCCAAGUGGCUCUAGGCCUCUGCUUGCACAGGCUCGAGGUGUACGAGCCCAACUUGGCUCGUGAAGGUGCUCUUCCUUCGAUGCUUGAGAAGUUGGUGGUGUUCUCUCAGGACUGGUGGCGCAACGCGGAGAAGUUGGAUUUGAUCGUCGAGGUAAAGCCGCAUUUUUGCUCAGCGAUUUGUGCCAGCUUCGCGCUCUUCGCUCCGGAUGGCUCUGCAGUGGCGGAGGUGCACCAUGUUUGGGGUAAGCUUUUGUCUUCGUCUGCGCAGCCGAUUCACGAGCUGCUGUGGCAAAUUGCACCUAGUCCCUUGCCUCAUGAUGAUGUGGCAGAUGCAACAGGAGCUGACAUGUUUGCCUUCAUUUCAGCCUGGGAAUCAUCUCCAGUCACGCAGCUUCUUGAGAAGAACCAGCUUCCAGGCCUCAGCAAAAGCAGGAUGAUUGGACCAGAGGAGAAGGGCAAGGCUUGCAGUGUUGCCUUGGCGGACAAUAAGGAAGGGGCGUGUACCAUCCUGUAUGAAUGGACCCAGGGCAUUGAUGACAAGGAGCUGGAAAGCCUCACAAGGCAAUCUGUGCCCCGCGUGGAUGAAGGCCUGCGCCAAGCUGUCCGUCGAUUCCGAGAAGUGGUGAAAUGGGCUUUAAGCCGGAAGGGCGCGCAGAUCAUUGUCAUCACCCGAGAGUCGCCGCAACUGGCGCCUUCGAAGCCUUCGAAGAGUUCGAUGCCAGGAUCAGGCAUGUUCAUUGCCAUGGUGAAGUGCCUGGUCAAGGAAGAGGUGCCAGCCAGGGGAAUGCUUCGCGUGAUUGAGAUGGCAGACCUCAGCGACGCCAGUGUCCUGCAGCUGGGCCUUGAGAUCCGAUCUCCUCGCCAGGACUGUUCAGAGAUCAUGAUUCAGGAGGGCAGGGCGAAUCGCUUGGAAUUGAUUCGCCAGCCUUUGAGCUUCGACUCCUUGAGUUUAACGGCGCUCAAGAGAGAUGCAGCCUACAUCGUGAUUGGCGGGGCUCGAAGACAUGGCCUCUCCGCUUUGGUGGUCGAGACCUUGGCGCAGAUGGGUGCGGGCACCGUAGUGGUGGUCGGCAGAAACAAAGAGGAUGAAACGUUCUCGAACUUCCGCAAGACCUUUAGGAACACUCGGGUUUUGGCCGUGCAAUGCGACAUCAGUUGUGUCGGCAGCAUUCCAAAAGCUCUGGAGCAAGCAGGAGUGAGGCAACCCGUCCGUGGACUCUUUCACGGAGCUGCGUCCUUUGACGGAGACAAGCUCUUCAAAGGCGUUUCGGAGGAGGCCUUUGAGGCGACGAUGAAACCCAAAGUGCUCGGCAGUUUGGCUCUCCUUGCCACAGCGCAGGAGGCCAAGUGGGAGCUGGAUUAUGUUUGCUACCUGAGCAGUGUGGUGGUCUCUUUAGGCAAUUUGGGCCAGUGCGCCUAUGCAGGAGCCAAUGGUUUUCAAGCUGAUCUGGGCUGUUGGCAAUCUCUUUGCAGCUCCGGGACAUGCCAGUACCAGGUGAUCAAUUUCACUGUGCUCCAAGGGGUGGGAGUCAUGCAUGACAAGCCAGAGCUGGAAAGACAGCUGGAGAUGACCCGUGGCUUUCCAGCCAUCAACCCUGAAUCAAUCCGCCAAAUGCUGCAGACGGUCCUUUGCUCGAGUUUGCCCAUCGUGACGGUGGCCACCUUUGACCGUCAAAAGCUCCCGUCUCUGCCGUUGGCGUCAAACCCCGUGGUGGCCUCCCGCUUCCACACCAUCAUGAACCGCUUCCAGGGAGAAGUGGCCCAGGCGCCUUCUACCACAUUGACGCCGGAGGAACACCCGCAAGAUGCAGUGGCGGACCCGAAGGUGGAGGCGCUUCCGCCUUCUUCGAAGCAGGAGGAGAGAAAGGAUGCCGGCAAAUCCGACGGAACUUCACUGCCCCGGCAGGUGUUGGAGAAACUUGAGAAGAUCACCGGAAAGAAACUCGAAGUUCAACGUCCCUUGGUGUUUCAGGGUGUGGACAGCCAGCUCGCCAUCGAGAUCCAGUCCCAGUUGAAGCCCAUGGGUGUGGAGGUGUCGCUCAAUGAACUGCAAUCCGAAGAUGCUUUGGCGACUCUGCUGGGUAGAGUCAAGUGA
Molecule: messenger RNA, 5343 nt
Organism: Durusdinium trenchii
Lineage: Eukaryota; Dinophyceae; Suessiales; Symbiodiniaceae
Source: the annotation of a GenBank genome assembly